AGUUGCACAAUAUAUCAAAGGUGGACGUCAUUCCAAUCAGAAGACAUUCACCCGCUCACCCGCAAAUUGUAAAAGUUAUGCGUCUAGUCGCUUCGUCUUUCUGGAGGGAAAAAUGGCGUCGGAUGACAGCUCAAAUAUAACUCACGCUUUGACUAAUCUGUUUGAGGAAAUGCUACUGGCCACAGAAGUGGAAAGCGAUAACCGAACUAAUAUUGAUCUGACGCAAUUCCUCUCAGCUUUGAAAGAGCAAUCGACCAAAAACAACAGCUACGAGCCUUUGGAUUUUGGUACACUUGUGAAACUCGUGGAUGGCUGGAGAAGCAAAUUAAACUUGACCAAGUCUACUGAAGUGACGUGCAAUUACUGCGAGGGUAAUUUUCGAGACGUUAUCUUAGCUUACAACAGUAUCCACGGUUAUAUUAGCCUUAUUGUAUGUUUUUUUGGAAGUUUAGCGAACGCGCUCAACGUUGCUGUGUUAACGCGACGGGACUUAGCUGCAGCGCCAAUUAAUAGACUUUUAAAAUGGCUAGCAGUGGCUGACGUUUUUGUUAUGCUAGAAUACGUGCCGUUCGCUGUCUACAGAUAUCUGAUACUGCCUGGACAGAGGGAAAUGCCAUAUAAAUGGGCCGCCUAUCUCCUGUUUCACAUGCACUUCGCUCAAAUAUUCCACACUGCAUCCAUUUGCCUGACUCUAUCCCUCGCUGUGUGGAGAUACGUCGCCAUCAAAUACUCAGACAGAAACCAUAUAUUGUGUACGGAGCGACGCUGUAGCACAGCAAUAUUGAGUAGCUUCAUUAUACCUCCUAUACUUUGCAUUCCCACAUUUAUGGUGUUCGACAUUCACACGACUGUAGUAUUAGAGCCUACUGGCCCAAUGAUAUUGUACUAUGUAGAUUCAGACCACGAAGGUCAACUUUAUCAGAUCAAUUUCUGGGUGCAUGCUGUUCUAAUCAAGCUACUGCCCUGCUGCAUUUUAACUGUCAUCAGCUUAUGGUUAAUACGUGAAGUAUAUAGUGCCAAUCAGCAUCAGAAGAAGGUUCGUGUAUACAACGCGUGUCCUACAAAUAAUAAGACUGUCAAACGUCAAUGCAAAGCUGAUAGAAGAACGAAUAGAACUACUAAGAUGUUAGUGGCAGUACUGCUACUCUUUCUUGUGACGGAGUUACCUCAAGGUAUUCUUGGGUUGCUCAGUGGGUUGCUUGGCCGUUGUUUCUUCAAAAAUUGCUACAAUUUGUUCGGGGAGUUGAUGGAUGCACUAGCACUCUUGAAUGGUGCUAUUAACUUUGUUUUGUAUUGCUCGAUGUCUCGUCAGUUCCGAAUGACGUUUGGUCAGAUGAUGUGGCGGGCACAUUUACACAAGUGGCCACUGCCGACGGCUUCACAUUCCGAUGGACAGAACACGGCCAAGACUUCGGUUCCGUGAGGAAGGUUCGUACAAGAGAAACGAGCGAGUGUUUUGCAGCAGUUCUUGUAAAUACCAUUAAUUAUAGACUACGGUGUAUAGCACUUGUUAUAUUUAUAUAAUGAUUGAAGUUGAACAAAGUCAUUAAAUAUUAAUAUUGUCUUAUAUAACAGAUUAAAUAACAGGUACAGGUUCUACCCACGAGCCCAAAACUAGAUGUAGAUGCUCAUCAUUGUUCAAACCAAAGGAUCAUAUGAAAACAAAACUUACAAUAUAUAAUACUUUAGAAUACCUAAUUGUUUACGUAAUACCUACCAUUGUUAGUAGAUAUAACAUUACUGAAUUUCGAAAUAGUUAUAUUUAAAUACAAUUAUUGCGUUUCAAUACAAU
Molecule: messenger RNA, 1792 nt
Organism: Achroia grisella
Lineage: Eukaryota; Metazoa; Arthropoda; Insecta; Lepidoptera; Pyralidae
Gene: NGR-A3
Product: G-protein coupled receptor dmsr-1-like
Exons: 6
Coding region: 113-1423 (436 amino acids)
Biological process (GO): G protein-coupled receptor signaling pathway
Cellular component (GO): membrane
Molecular function (GO): G protein-coupled peptide receptor activity
Source: RefSeq, a predicted model, not a curated record